UCUGGUAACACUACCGCAUUUCGCAAAAUCCAAUUUGUUUAAACAAACGGAGAGCGCCCUUCCGAAAAUCACCGCUUCUUGAAAAAUGAAAGAUAUAGUUUAGUGCGCGACGUUUGGCGAAUUGCGUGCAACGCAAACACAACAACAAAGAGUGACCAUGAAAAUGCCAGCGAGAAAUUCGCGAAAAUCAAUGAAUAAAGGCAGCGGAUCCUAAUAAUAACUAAUAGUACUGUUAGCCAAGUGAAAUUCGAGGCUGGAAUUCGUUAUGCUGCAGUGCCCAUCAUCGGAUUAAACGUCGGGCGGAGAUCCGGAGAUCCCCUAGAUCUCCUCCAUCCAACCAGUGAUUAACCUUUCGGCGACAAGCCGCCCCUCCACUCAGUCCCAAUUAACCCCCUCUCGCCAGAAUGGAUGGCCAGAGGGCCCGGGAUCUCCUAACCCUUCUCCAGGAACGGGUGGUCUUUCUCACGGGCGGACGGGAUCGUCGCGGCGGACCGCUCCUUUGCUUCCCGGCCACGCCCCGCAGAGAUCGACUAAAGCCGGAGGAUCUGCGGCGACUCCUCAGCUACCUGAUAGGCAUUCCCAGCGACGCCGCCAAGAACCUCGGAUUCACAGUCAUCAUCGACAUGCGCGGCAAUGGCAACUGCUCCACCAACGUGAAGACUAUAUUGAAGGUGCUGCAGGAGCACUUCAGUGCGAAUAUCCACAACGUGGUGAUCAUCAAGCCGGACAACUUCUGGCAGAAGCAGCGCGCCUCGAUCUCCUCGCACAAGUACAAGUUCGAGACGACGACGGUGUCGAUUGAAUCCCUUAACAAAAUCGCUGAAAGCCAUCAGCUAACUGGGGACUUUGAGGGCCAGCAGUUGUACGACCAUCAGCAGUGGACGGACGCCCGAUUGGCCAUCGAGGACUUCUUCUGGCAGGCCGGUGACAUGGCCGAUCGGAUCGACGAUCUGCAGGAGGACCUCAACAGAAACGACUUCGCCGAAGACGUGCCUCUGGCCAGGCAUGCCAUUGACCACCACAACGAGAUGCGCAAGAAGAUCACAAAGCUGCCCAUCGAGGAACUUGACAUGCAGGGCAAGAAGCUCCUGGCCAAGAUUAACGCGAUGGCCCCGUCAGGCGGUCAGCCGCCCUCCAACUCCGGGGGUUCGGAUAUGGACUCGGGCACUUCCUCCGCCGGACAGCAAUCUCAGCCCUCGCAGCAAUCUCGUUCAGUGAGCGGCAAUCCGGACAUGACGGCCGCAGUGAACAAAGCCCUGCGGCAGAUCGACCUCAUCCACACGGGGCAAGAGAAGCUGCUGAUGCUGUGGCAGCACAAGAAGGUGAAACUAGACCAGUGCUUCCAGUGGCGCCUGUUCGAGCAGGACUGCGAGAAGAUGUUCGACUGGAUCCUGCACAACCGCGAUGUGUUUCAGAUGAGCUAUGUGGAGAUUGGACACAACUACUCAGUGGCCAAGUCCCUCCAGGAUGAGCACCAAAAGUUCGCCGUGGCCUCCAUGAAUGUCUCCGUGAAUAUAGAUCGGAUUUUGGCCGUGGCAUCCCGGUUGAUCGAGAGUCAGCAUUAUGCUGCCCAGCAUAUUAAAACGUUGGCUCAGCGUUUGGACAGAACCUGGAAGGACUUCGCGGCGGGCCUGGAUGAGAGAACUGCUGUUCUGCAACUGAGUGUUCUGUUCCACCACAAGGCCGAACAGUACUGCAACAGUGUGGCCAGCUGGGCAGCCGCUUGCCAAGCCUCCCAACCUCUGCCCUCGGACAUUCAGAGCUUGGAAACGGCCAUCCGCACACACCAAUCCUUGUACGAAGCCAUGUGCCAGGCUUACACGGAAGUCCACUCCACCAGCAAGAAGCUGCUGUAUCAGUUGGAUCAUUUGGUGCAGGUGUGCAAUCAACCUCCGCCUCCUGGUGUUCCGGAUCAUAGAAAGAACAGCAACGGCGGCAGUUUCAACAAGUAUGAGCGACAGAACCCAGCAGCGGACUACAGCGAGGGCGCCAGUCAUGUGCUGGCUGUGAUACACCAGAUCCUGGGACACCAUCGCACUCUGGAAGCAAAGUGGCAUCAGGAAAGGCUACGAUUACAUCAGACCCUAGCUCUAAGACUCUUCCAAGAAGAUGUGAAGCAGGUCCUGGAUUGGCUUAAGAACCAUGGCGAAGUUUUCCUUAGGAAAAACACUGGUAUUGGCAGGAACUUCCACAAAGCCAGAGUCUAUCAGACCUCGCACGAUAACUUUGAGAACGUGGCCCAGAACACCUACAGUAAUGCCCAGAAACUCCUGGCCGCUGCCGAUGAAUUGGCUAGAAGUGGCGAAGCCGAUCCCAAUGAGAUAUAUUCUGUGGCCAGGGAACUGGAACUCCAGGUGGGCAGCUUUGCGGAGAGAGUGGAGCAAAGGAGACGCCGCUUGGAGAUGGCUGUAAUAUUCUACACUCACGAGAAGGAUGUGACCGCCUGGAUAGAUAAACUUCGAACGGACGUGAGCACGGAUGAAACGCGUCUCUCGCAGGAGAACCUCGAGGGCAUAGAACGCAUAUUGCAGCAAUACCAGAGGGAUCAGCAGGAGAGCUCCGUAAAUGUUUGCCUUACUACCAUAGCCCAGGGUGAAGCUCUGCUGCAGGAGAUGCGAUCCCUGGAGUAUGCCGACAAUACGGGUUCCAUUGCCGCUCUGGAGGCCACUCUCGAGAAGUUAAGCAAACAGAAACUGGAGCUGGAGGAGCUCUGGUCAGCUCGAAAGUUCCGCGCCGAUCUCAUCCUGCGUUUGCGCUACUUUGAGCGGGAUGCCAUGGAGCUGUCCUCACAACUGGGAAUCUGGUCUGAGGAGCUCCAGCAUGCCGACCUUUCCAGGGACUACCAAAAGGCCGAACAGCUCAUUCGAAUGCACAACGAAUCGGUGACGGACAUACAGAACGCCACUUACGAGGUCCUGCAGCAGGGACAGGACAUGCUGCAGCUCUUCGAGAACGCUGGCUUCAUUUCCAUGGCGGAUGCCACGCACACGGCUCAGGCUAGGAUUGAAUAUUUGCUAGACUUUUUGCGGGAACGGGAGAUCGAUCUGGAGGAAAUGUCCGAGGCUAAGCGGGCCAAACUCGAGCAAGCGGUGCAGCUGUGUCAAUUCCAGAACGAUGCCAACCAGGUGAUCUCGUGGAUUCGCAAUGGAGAGGCCAUGCUUGUCGCGAGCUUCGUUACGCCCAACAGUUUGCAGGAGGCCGAGCAGCUGCGCAAGGGUCACGAGCAGUUCCAGAUUGCCAUCGAGAAGACACACACUUCGGCGGUGCAGGUGAAGUACCGAGCGGAUGCCCUGAUUAAUGCCAACCACUACGACCCACAGUCCAUCAGGGAAAUCAGCGACGAUGUGACGAAGAAAUGGCAGCAACUGGUGACCUACGCGGAGGAGCGGCACAAGCUGGUGACCGCCUCAAUAAACUUCUACAAAACGGCCGAGCAGGUGUGCUCGGUUUUGGACAGCCUAGAGCGGGAGUACAAGCGGGAGGAUGACUGGUGUGGCGGAAACGGGGGCAGCGAUAAAGCCCUGAUUGUCCAGCUGAUCUCGAAGCAUCAGGAGCAAAAGGAAGCCUUCCUGAAGGCCUGCACAUUGGCGCGUCGCACCGCAGAGACUUUCCUAAAGUAUGCCAACAGGUCGCAGCAGUGUUAUCAGUAUAAAGGCAACUGUGAAGCCCACGUGAAGAGCAAACUAGACAAGCUUCUGACUCAGGAAAAUCAAGUCCUGGACUACUGGACGCUGCGUAAGAAAUCGCUGGAUCAGUGUCAGCAGUUUGUUCUCUUUGAGAGAAGCGCCAAACAGGCGAUUGAAUGGAUUCACAACACCGGAGAAGCAUACCUUUCGUCAAGAUCGAACUUGGUGGGCAUAAGCAAAGAGGAAACGGAGGGACUGCUAAAAGAGCACAAUGAAUUCCGCAGCACUGCAAAGGAGACGCGUGAGAGGGUUAAGCUUCUGAUUCAACUAGCUGAUAGUUUGGUGGAGAAGGGCCACGCACAUGCCAGCGACAUCAAGCAAUGGGUGGCCUCGGUGGAUCAGCGGUACAAGGACUUCAGCAACCGCAUGGACAGCUACUGCGAGCAGCUGGAGAAAUCACUGGGCAUGUCCCAGGAGCAGUUACUUUUGGGAUCCGAUGGAAAUAGUUCGAUAUGCUCCUCCUCCGGGGUGAGCAGUAUCGAUCGUCAUUCGGACCCCACGCUGGAAGCUAAGCUAAACAGCAGCAAUAAGGAGAACAAGGAGAUAAACGAGGAGAAGCGCAAGUCGGCGAGGAGGAAAGAGUUCAUCAUGGCAGAACUUAUGCAGACAGAGCGAGCGUAUGUUAAUGAUCUGGCCACCUGCAUCAAGUGUUUUCUGGAGGAAUUCAGAGGUGGAAGAAAUGUACCCCCUGCACUCAUUGGCCAGGAAGAUGUGAUAUUCGGCAACAUCAGGGAGAUACACCACUUCCAUCAGAAGAUUUUCCUGCGGGAACUGGAGAAAUACGAAACAAUGCCCGAGGACGUGGGCCAUUGCUUCGUAACAUGGGCCUCCAAGUUCGACAUGUAUGUGCAUUACUGCAAGAACAAGCCCACAUCGAAUAAUCUGCUAGUCCAGCACGGGGGCAGCUUCUUUGAGGAGCUGCAACGGCGCCUGGAGGUGGAUCAUCCACUGCCCGCGUAUCUCAUCAAGCCCGUGCAGAGGAUCACCAAAUACCAGCUGUUACUUAAGGAUCUCCUUUCGUGCUGCGAGGAGAGCCACGGCGAAAUCAAGGAGGGUCUCGAGGUGAUGCUUAAUGUUCCCAAGAAAGCCAAUGAUGCCAUGCAUCUAUCGCUGCUGGAAAACUGUGAUGUCUCGGUAGACAAACUGGGUGAAGUUGUGCUGCAGGACGCCUUCCAGGCCUGGGACACCAAGCAGAUCAUUCGAAAGGGCAGAGAGCGGCGAGUUUUCUUGUUUGAAUUGUAUCUGCUGUUUGCCAAGGAGGUCAAGGAGUCCAGCGUAGUCAAGUACCAGUUCAAGAGCAAGCUCAUGACCACCGACAUGGGCAUCACGGAGCACAUCGAAGGCGAUGAGACCAAGUUCGCCGUGUGGACGGGACGUUCCCCCAUGCUCUCGGAUUGCAGGAUUGUUUUGAAGGCGACGAGCUUGGAAACAAAACAGAUUUGGGUGAAGAAACUGCGUGAAGUGAUGCAGGAGACGUGCUUCUCGGGCACCUCAUUGACCCUGCCCAAGUCCCCAGCCAAACACUCGGGCUCCUCGCAACGAUCUUCGCGGGAUCUGGAUGAACAGCUAACGGAGAACGACCAUGAUCGCUGUUCUCUGGCUAGUUUUGGAUCGGGUAAUACCACAGAUAGUGAUAAUAAGCUGGGCAACCAGGAGGCCACCUGGGUGGUGGCUGACUACAUCGCCAGUCCUGGCAGCAACGAGCUGAGCGUUAGCAAAGGACAGCAGGUGGAGAUUAUCGAGCCGCCCACCGCCGGCGAGCCGGACUUCUGCCUGGUGCGCCUGAAUCCUCAGCACGAGGAUGCCGCCGUGCAGGAAGGACUCGUCCCUGUCUCAGUGCUCAAACCGCCGCCGGGCUCACACAAACACGGUUCCGGAUCCGGAGCGAACGCAGCCGGAGCAGUCGGCUCUCAGAAGUCCGACAUGCAGGAUCAGGGCAAUCGCAGCAAGGCGGAUGCACUCUCAUCGUCCACUAAACGCCGCGGAUUCAGCGGGCGCAACUGGCUGCCGCUGAUGAAUCGCAAGGGAACGGACAAGGCGCCCAACAGCAAACCGCUGGUGAAGAAGCCCUCGGAGAAAAACCUGAAAACACCCCAGAAGCACGCCGAGGAGCUGGCCGAGCAGCAAAAUCAGCAGCCAGGUGGCAGUCCCGCCACCGUGGUGCCAUCCUCGCAAUUCCCCACCUCCACUCAGCAUCCAGGAGGAGCCGGGGACUAUGAGCCGGACGAGGAGGUCGGCUUGGAGCUGCCGCCGCCCAUGAAACCCAUCCAGGAGCCGCACCUGAUUGCCAACGGACCGCCCGCAUUUACCAAGGACGCCAAGGAGAACUCGGGCAAUAUGGCCAGCACUGGCAAAAUGGACGGCAAUCCACUAUCGGAAAUAGAAGAAAUUGUCAAGACGACAACGGAGCAACACGAGUCCAACAGUCGCGCGGAUGGAGGCGGUGGAGCGGAAAAUGCCAGCACCAAUGGCCACGGACGCUCCCACGACAAAAAUGAUGAGGAACACACUGUGAUCUCAGACAAGGCUGCUGCUCUCAAGAAGCGGCAAUGCGCAUUGGCGGAGCUGAUGUCCACGGAGGAGACCUAUGUGAAGGAUCUGAGUGUGAUCGUAAAUGGCUACAUGGCAGAGAUCAACAACACGAACAGUGAUAUACCCCUGCCCGAGAAUUUGAAGGGCGGCAAAAUAAAGUUGGUAUUCAACAAUAUCAAAGACAUCUACGAGUGGCACAGGGACUUCUUUGUAAAGUCUCUGCGUACCUGCCAGAAUUCGCCAGCGGAUCUGGGCCCGCUCAUCAAGCGCUCAUCCACUAAGUUUGCUCUGUAUUACACCUUUUGCAGUAAUAUGCCGCUGUCGGAGUACAUAGUCAGCGCCCAUUAUCAGUAUUUUGAUUGCAUACGCCAGAAGCUGAAACAACGCCUGGAUUUGAGCAACCUUAUCAUCAAGCCAGUGCAGCGAAUCACAAAAUACGAGCUACUGAUCAAGGAGAUCAUCAAGGCCACAGAGGGAGCCGGCCUCUACGACGAGAUUCCCAUGCUGCAAGAGGCCUACCAGCAGAUGAGGGUGGUGGUCAAGACAGUCAACGAUAUGACGGUGGUGCUGCGCAGCCUGCAGGACUUUGAUGGAGAGAUCACCGCCCAAGGCAGCCUUCUGAUGCAGGGUUCCAUGAACUGCCUGGUGGAUGCGGCACAGAAGCAGCGCGAGCUUCAGGUGUUCCUCUUCCAGCAGAUCAUCAUCUUUGCCGACAUUGAGAAGGCCAAGAACCAGUUCUCCAGUCCCGUAUUUAAAUACCGAUCGCACAUACAGCUCAAUCACAUGCAAAUGAAGGAACUGGGCGACUGCCGCUUUCAGAUCAGGUCGACUGACCCUAAGAUUGCGGAGAUGACGAUCAUCUGCCAGGCGUCAUCGCAGGAGAGCUACGCGGGAUGGCGAGACAUGCUGAACAAGAUCCUGCAGCAGCAGAACGACCUCAUCUUUAUGCUCUCCAAUCCCCUGCAAACCAAAAAUAAGUGAACGCCCUCUGAGGUAGAAUUCCAAAUGACAAAGCAGGAAAGCAGGAAAGCUUGAAAGUUUGAAAGCUUGACAGCAAGCAAGAACAACAAACGAAAGUAUGAGAAAAUGAUAUUGUAAUGUGUUUUGGGCAAAGGGUUGUCCGCCACCCAAGUGAGCAUCAGCCUCGCACUUGUUUUCCCGUCUGUGCGUCUGUGCGUCUGCUUACGGAUCGUCUUGCUCACACCCAGCACCCAGAUACACUCGCAUACUCAGUCCUAAUUUGUAUGUAACUUGUAAUUGUAAUUUAUUUAUUUGUCAUCGCCUGCGUUUCCGUUCAGACCACCUUUAGUUGAUAGUUUAAGCCGCCUUUAUGUUCUGUCAGAUUCUGUUUUCGUUUCCGGAUUUGUGUGUAUGAAACGCAAAGUAUUAUAUGCUCAAGAUUACCUUUGACAUUGUGUGCAUUUUUAACUUAAUUAGACUCCGUUGCUCUCAGUUGAACUUCCUCAAAUCGGAUUUCUUAGCGAUCGGCAGCCAAGACCUACUCAGAAUCAAAAGCAAUUCACAUUUUCGUUUCGUAUUUUUAUUCGCAUCAAACGCAGAGUAAGAGUAUACCUAUUCUAUAGCCUUAGUUCGGUUAAUCAUAGUUUAAACUUAUCGUAACUUGAUUUGCUUUGGAUAGCUAAAGCAGAGACUCGUGUACUGGCACUCGUUCGAGUGCUGCAACUUCGUGAAAUAAUUUAAGCUUAACGUUAGUUUAUGAAUGCAAUGCAAAGCGUAUUUGUACUUUAUGUUUUACAAAUAAAAUAUGUAAGCUUUAAACGUAAUCAAAACCAGAAACAAUAAGUUUUUAAUUAUUCUAAUUUAACAUUAUGCCCAAAAUAAACAAAAAAUGUCUGCUCA
Messenger RNA from Drosophila eugracilis, 8078 nucleotides. It is a transcript of the gene trio, whose product is annotated as kalirin. Gene Ontology annotation, molecular function: guanyl-nucleotide exchange factor activity; protein binding. Gene Ontology annotation, biological process: intracellular signal transduction; axon guidance. The transcript is spliced from 17 exons. NCBI's taxonomy places the organism in Eukaryota, Metazoa, Arthropoda, Insecta, Diptera, Drosophilidae. Bases 405 to 7199 code for a protein of 2264 amino acids. Gene Ontology annotation, cellular component: cytoplasm. The record is from RefSeq and is a predicted model, not a curated record.